UUUAAUAGGUUAAGUAAAAUUAUUUUAAAAAUAAGAAAACAUUUUUUAAACUAGCAAAAUAAUGGGAAAGUAAUUUUAAAGCAUUUAGCUUAUUUUCUUUCUGAAAACUUUCUACUGGCAUUUAGAAUCUCUCACAGCAUUCUGUAUAAUCAUGGAAUGUUAAUGCCAAAAGGCCUCAUGGAAUGUCUCUCUCUCUCUCUCUCUCUCUCUCUCAUUUUUCAGAUGUGAAAAUUGAUUCCUUAUAAAAUGAUCAAAGCACUGAUCCUUUCUGUGCUAAGAAGGGAAAAUAACUCAGGUUUUAGUACCCUUUUCAUUAUAUCACCUUACCGCUAGCAUUCAGUUAUAUAUUAUUUUGUUUAUUGCUCUUUGCGUGUCUGCCUCUAAUUUUACCAGCUAGUUUGUAAACCCCUUUAGGCAGUUUUUACACUUUCUGUUCUUAAAAGAGCUAUUACAUGAGCUAUGUAACAAAAAAUUUAGUUCAUAUGUACUGAUUGGUUGGUUGAUUUCUUUGAUUUGAAAGUGUUUUAAACUUAGAAUGCUUAGUGCAGUUUUCUGGUCUUCACUGAUGUCCGAAAGGACAUGCUUAAAAAGUAGUAAUGUUUAGGUCAUAUGAGUGAUUGUUUAUUUUGAGCUAACUGAAAAACUGUUGAUUUAGUACACUAACAUUGAAAUCUUAAGUAUAGGCAAAGGAUAACAAAUCCUGUUAUCCUUAGUUAAGUUACUAAAAAAGAAUGAUAAAGAAAACAAACGGACCUGAAUAGCAUCUGUAUGCAAAGUAUGCAAAAAAUGGGAGGAGAUAUUAGGAGAAUGACAAAUUAAAGGAAGUCUUUGUGAUUAUUAGAAGAUAAUUACUUUCACAGAUCUUAAUUAUAGCAUAAUUAUAGCUUUUUUUUUUCUAUCAAAAACUGCACUCUGAGAAUUUUCUUGCCAAAACAGGAUAGGAUGUUGUGAAGUAAUUCUGUUAAAUUGUGUGUGUGUGUGUGUGUGUGUGUGUGUGUAUUUUAGGACUAGCAUAAAUCCAGGAUGCCAAAAAACAUUUUAAGGUGGUUAUUGUUCAAAAUAGUUUCUAAUAUUAUUAAAUGUGUAAUAGACUGAGGAAUAUAUAGAAAUGGUAUGUUAGCAAUCAACAUUUAUUGAGCACCUGAUUUGAAUUAGUCACUAAGAUGAACACUUCUUUUAUAAUCAAAUUAGUGAAAGAGAAGAUAAACACCUUUAUAUAAAAGGUGUAUAAAAGAGGUUUAUCUUCUCUUUCACAAAAUGAUACCAGGUGUCAUAUAAAUGAAAAUUCAGAAGAUGAGAAAACUCACUGUGGGUUUGAAUGAGUCAAUAUACAGAAUUUAGGAACUGUGUUGGGGCUUAUGGUGAUGACUUAGAAACGCAGUAAAUUAUGAAGAAGAGUUGCGGCAUUCUACAUAGAGGCUCAAGAACAAAGGAACUAAGUAAGGUGUAGGAAUAAUAAGUAAAAGAAUGUUUGGAGAAUACAAAAGUUGAAAAGUUAGAUUAAGAGUCAGAAUGUUGGAGAUUUGCCUUUCUGCCUCUACUGUCCUUCUCCCCACUCCACCCCCUCAAUAACUAAGGAUAAAAUAAUAGUCUAACCUGCGGUAGUAGUGUUAGAAAUAGAAAGCAAAUUAGAGUCACUGAGAAAAAGUUUGUGAACAGGUGGUAAGAUAACCUAGUAUAAAGUUGUUAUUAAAUAUUAGAGUGUAAUGCAUAAUAAAAGUUUGGGUCUUUAAAUGCAAAAAUAAUGAAACACUUGAUUCUUGACACUUUAAUCUCCCUGAAACCCAUAUCCUUCCACAUGGCUGUCUUAUAAACAUGUAUCCCUGGAUUGUGAUAAUCAAACUAAAUCUAAGCUGCCUUAUUGUGUUGAUUUCUUUUAUAUCAGUUGGUGUCACCAUUAUUCAUUCAUCCAGUCAUCUAAUUCAGAAUUCUGUGAGACAUCCUAGACUUCUCUCACUGUUUUACCCUGAUAUCCCAUCAGUCACUCAAUUCUAUUUAGUGUUGUAAGUAGCUGUCAAUAUAAUUAUUUUUCUUUAAUCCAUACUGCUUAAUUAACCCAAAUCUUCUCUUGCCUAGAUAAUAUAGUAGCCUACUAAUAGCUCAUAUUUCCUCCAGCCUCCCCUUCCCCAUUCCACUGGAUGUCAGAAAUAUUUUAUUAAAAGACAAAUACAGUUAUUUUACUAUUGUCCAUUGUUUAUAUAACAUCAAAGCUCUUUAGUAUGACAUUCAUGAUAUGACUCCUGCUAAUGUCUCUAGUCUUAUUCGCUGAGAAAAUUUCAGGAAUCAUGUAGAACAACAUAGUUCCCUCAAUGUAUCAUGUCUUUGUAUUUAUAUAUAUAUGUAUUUGGUGGUGGUGUAUCCUCAUAGACCUAACUAUCCUUUUCUAGGUAUCCUGAACAAAUUUCUACUCCUUCCCAAGAUUUAUCUCUUCUGGAAGGCUGUUUUAGUCCAUACUCUUGCAGGCAGAGUGAGGCAUUCCUAUUUUGGUUACUCUCAUUAUAGCUCCUAACAUAUAUUGUAAUUGUGCAUCCAUACUUAUUUACCUGGCAUUUACCUUGAGGCCAGCACUUAUGCUUGAUUUAUCUUUGUAUUUUCAAGUACUUAGUUCAAGGUCUUCCAGGAAAUGAGCUUGUUUUUGUCCAUGAAGGCUGCUAUAACAAAAACUGAAGAUUGGGUGGCAGAAAAAAUGAACAUUUAUUUCUCACAGUUCUCAAGCUGAGAAGUCCUAAAUCAGGUAGCCAGCAAAUUGUGUCUAAUGAGUGUCUACUUCCUAGUUCAUAGACAGCUAUCUUUGUACUGUAUCUUCAACAGGGCACAAGAGUGCCAGGGAGCUCUUGCGGUCUUUUUUUUUAAGGGCGCUUAUCCCAUUCAUGAAGACUCUAGUCUUACGACCUAAUUACCUUCCAAAGCCACCUCUUAAUUCCAUUACAUUGGGGGUUAGGAUUUCAACAUAUGAAUUUUGAGGGAGGGGAACACAAACAUUCUGUUUAUAACAGAAGCUUUUAAAAAAUCAAAUGAAUAAUUCUUUAUUAUAGAAGUUACAGUGUUUAAUUUCAGUGUAAGAUUUAUUAAUAAUAUUCAUUUUUCAUUAACUUGUAUUAUAAAUUAUAAAACUGUAUUUUAAUAAUUAUUAUUCAUUUAAAUGCCUAUUUAUCUCAAGUACCUUGCUAGUCACUUAAAAAAAUUGCCAUGAAAAUUUCAAGCGACACAAAAGCAGAAAAAAUCGUGUAAUGAAGCUUCGUAAACCCAUGACCAAAUUUAAUCUUGGAAAGAUUUUGUCACUCUUAACUUCAUCAGUCCUGUGUUGCUAUUAUUGCUCCUGAAAUAAUUAAAUCUCAAAACUCAUUUUCUUCUACCCACUGUAUAAUUUAGUAUGUAUUUUUAUAAUAUAAGGACACAUAUAACUGCAAUACCUCCUAACUUUUUGAAUUUGCCGCAGCAGGGUCAGCUGCCAGCAGGAUCCAGCAAUGCUGGAUAAGAAUGUCUUUGAUCUGCUUCUUGGAAGCCUCAUUCACAUAUUUCUGGUAAUAGGCCACCAGAGAUUUGGAGACAUACUGCUGGAUAACACAAAUCUGAGCCACAUGACCACCACCCUUCACAUGGACAUAGAUGUCCACACCAGCUAACCACUCCUUGCCCAGAAGCAGAGGGUUCAAUAAUUUUUAAGAGUAUAUAAAGGUCCUGAUAUUAAGAAGUUUGUGAACUGUUUACUUAAGUGAGCAUAAGAAUGGUUUUAAUUCUGAUUACAGUAGGUUUUAAGUUUACCUGUGCACAUGAAAACACAAUCAUGUAGUUUUUUGCUUAUAGACUUGGAGAUUGACAAAAUAGAGCAGAAAUGAAGUUUUGUGCAUUUACUGUACAGAUCAGAUCGUUCAUUCUAUUCCAGGCAAAAAUGAAAACAUGACUGCUUCUUUUAAAACUAGGUAUAAAGACGUCUGUUCUUUUAAGUUUCAUUAAAGCUGAAGUUUAAUAUAAUUCAAAGUAAAAUAAAAAAUACUUGAAUUUACACAGUUGUUAUCCUGGGAGGCUGUGUGAAAGCUACUUUCUCAAUUUAAAUGAGAACAUGAGUUCUUGUUAUUUAUGACUCAGUGUGUAAAGAAGUAUUGGUUUUCAUAUGGCUAAAUGUUUGUUUGUUUUGUAAAUCUAUAGAAAUCAAGUGCAUUUAAUGCAUUUUCCCUGAUUCCUCUAAGCUGAGCAAGUGACUUAUAUUUUGUUUAUCAUUGUGUUUUGAAAAAUCUGAAAGCCAUCCUUUCAUUCGGUGUUCCAUUGGAAUAACUUAAAGCCCUUUGAUUUUAUAAUCAUAUGGUCAAGCUGGUAGAUGCUGAAUAUGGAAGCUUGAUUUAAAACCCCCUUUCCCUCAUACACCAGGUAACUACAUUCAGAGCAUAUUUUUGUUUCUCCAAGGUACUAGUAACUAUCAGCCAUCUACUGAGUAAUAUUAGAAUGUUAUAUAACUAUAAUUGUCUCUAAUGGGAAUUUUACUUUCUAAAACCUCCAGUUUUAAUUUCUUUUAAUCUAAUUGAGACAUUAUUUUAAUAGGUAAAGCUUUCUAAAAUUCAAGGUGAAGUUUUAUUAUUACACAAUACAGAAACUUUUAAAAAUUGUUCAUAUAGAAGUAAAGCCCUUCUUAAUACUUUUUUGGGACCAGAUCUUACAAUUAGUGGUAGAAAAGUAUAUCAUCUUUAUGUUAAUAAGGAAAUUGAAUUAGGUGCUUACGAUGGACAUGCAUUAUCUCAGCUACAAAGAUUUAUAGUUACCUCCUCAUUUUCUUGGGCUUUAGCUAAAAAUUUUACUAGCAUAUUCAACAACUAUAUUUUUUUAGCUCUUAGCUCUUUAGAAAGUGUUCAACACUGAAAAGCUUAUAUAUGAGGCUUUGUUGUCCCAAGAUUAGUGUCACAGUGCGCAGUAUUACUGAUUUCUAAGAAAGAGGUACAAAUUAAGAGAAAUUACAGAUACUAUUUGUUUUAAUAACUAAGAAAAUAAAUAGGCAGAGGGUACAUGGACGGUAGUAAGUAGAUUGAUGUUUAGGACUGUGUCUUAUAUAUUGGUUUAACUUACUGGUGUUUCUAAUAAGAGUAUAGAGAACAUUAAUUUCCUUAAAUCCACAGGAUGUGCUUGUUCUGUUCAAGGAGGAUAAAUGAAUGAAAGAGCCAGUAGCCAGACUCCUAUCGCCUUAAUUCCAUUCAAAAAAUAUAUGAGAAAGCAUUAUUUUCACUUUGCUGAGCUAUAUUGCUACAGAUACUGUGUUAGAAAUUGAUCCUACUCUUUAAGGAGCUUAUAGUCUGAAAGGAGUGAUAAAAUAAUGAUACAUAGUAAUAGCUAUAAGAGAAACAAUAUAACUGAAUCUUAAGAAAAAUAAAUUUAAAUUCAUAGAAAAGCUUGGGAAUUGGCAGGAGUGAUGGAAGACCAAAGGAGUUGGUAUUUGAGACAAGGCUUAAAGGAAGUAUAGAUUGCAUUUCAGUAGAGAUGAAAAUGGAAGGCAGAUCCUCAGGAAUACACGGGUUCAAAUAUAGCUAAAUUCCACAGAGCACAGAAAAGACAAGUCAUUUUAAAACUACCAAUUACCUUUUAAAUUUACAGGUGACUCUAGCUUUGAUUUAUGUCACUCUGUGGCAUUACAGGGAAAAUAGAAAAAGUAUGUUCCUUGCCACUUGCCUGAGUGACACUGGACAUGAAUGUGAUUUUAGAUUUAUUUCCAGUUUAAAGGACUAACUAGUAAUAUAAUGCUAAUGGUGUAAAGACAGUCUUACAGCAUUUGUUCUUAAUUAUUUCCAUUUUUGUAGAUUUGUACAAUGCAGGGGUCGUACAGGGUUCCAGGGCUACCUUGAAGUGGUCCUUUUGUUUUUAGAAGCUUGCCACUCCAGAGUCAGUGUAUAAAUAUAAAAACUUGCUUGCACUUUGAACAAAUUCACUAUGUGUUCUAAUGAGUAAAAUUUAAGGGAUUUUGUUACUAGCCAAGCAAAAGCUUGUUUAGAAACUCAGCUAUACUGCAAUCCAAAUUAAACUCAUUAGCUUCACUUUGCUCUAUGGAUACACAUUUUUAAUUCUUUACACAUUUUAAUUCUUUUAGUACUCAGAUGAAUCCGUUCAUCUUUGAAUACUUAACUGCUUCUACUACAACAAGUACUACUGCCAGUUUCCACUAAUAAUAGCAGUACUCAUGGCUACCAUUUCCAGAGUACUCACUAGGUGAGAUUGUGUAGCUUUGGGCUCACAGUAAAACAAGUAAAAUUAUGUAAUGGUUCUUACUAAAUGGCACACCAAGAUUUUUUUAUUUUAAUGAGAGUUGCUUAAUCAUAAUAUAUUAUUUCUUAGAAGUAAUUCUUUUGGAAAAGUGAAAUAGAAAAAAAAAAAUACUGCUAUGCAAAUGACCAUUAUUACAUAAAGCUGUAAAAACUAGACCAGAAGUUUGCCUCACAUGUACACCAUUCUAAGGUUGAAGUAGUCAAAGAUGAACAUAUACAGGAUGUACUAUACAGCCAGCCUGCAAGGAACUGAUGACUUAGCAGAGACAGAGGAGUUAAAGCAAUUGCUAUAAUACAGUUGAUGACCUACAGUACUUUUGAGUGGAAGUGUUGUGAGAGUUCAAGUUAAAAACGGAAUUUCUUAUAUAUUGUUGAAGAAGGCUAGAUUUCACGCUAUUAAUAAUAAGAUCUUUUCAAUGUUCCUCAAAUGACUACCCAGAGGUAAAACUGUUGCAGGAAGGACUUGAUAGCCUUGUUUCUAAUAGCUCAGUUAAAAGGAGUUCACUCUUAAAGUCUCAGGCCUCUAGGAUGAGAUGAGAUUCCCCAUUAUGAAGGAGAAUUUUGAGUGCUCUUUGGAGCGUCAGUGAAUUUCUGACACCCCUGUAGUAUCUGCUGGGCUUCUGAUACUCAGUGGUUGCUUGAACCACUCUAGCUUCAAGUAAAAGAAGAGAUGUUGAUGUAAUUUAAAAGAUUCUCACCCUUAGUGCCAUUGCCAUUUUCUACUUUCAGAUCUUUUCUUAUGGAAUGACCUUGGAUCUCAGUUAUUAUAAUCUCAUAAACAUCAAUACAUAUUUUAAUAUUGAAUAGAAGUCACAAUUUUUUAAAUUGUCUUUUGGAUUCUUCUUUUAGAAAUAGUGGGAACAGAAUUUAUGUUCCAGUCAGUGACUGUCUUUAAAGUUAAGUUUACUAUAAAAUUACCAAUACACUAUAAUUCAUUUGAAACCUGUUGUUUUCUCACUUGGGGUUACAUCAGCAUUAUUUCAUAGCAUAAAGCUGCCUGUCCAUACCUACUUUUUUUUGGUUACAGUGUUUCUGCCAAAAUGGAAUAACAAAAAGAGUCAAAAACUGAAAUUUACUUAUAUAUACCAUUACAAUUGUCUUUCUUACAUUCACACGUAAAAAUUUUGUUUGGGGCACGUAUUUUGUAUUUAAGGUAUUUUGUUAUUGUAGUACAUUUAAAAAAGAAUGUUGACACUAUUAAAUUAUCUUCUAAGGAUAUCUUUAAAAAUUGUGGCAUACUCUAUGGAGUCAAAUUUUACUUUUCUGGUAUAUUUUAUAUGUUGAACAGAUUUUCUUUAAAAAAAGAUUCUUAAGUGUUUCUGUGUAAAUUAAUUACACCUUUUGCUCUUAAUAUUUUUCUUCUCUACAGAGAUAAAUUACAAGCAACCUUUACAUCUUAAUGGAUAGAAAAGUAUGUUUUUGCUUUUCCAUUUCUAAUGAAAUAUACUGAAAAAGAUAAGUGAAUAUUAAUUUUAAUAAUUUACUAUAAAGCAUUUAGUAGCUUAAAGUGCAGCAAUUAAUUGUAUUUGGAAGUCAGUCUUUUAGGGGCAAGUAAUAUGCUGAUUACUCCUAAAGACUUAAAAUUUUAAGAGUUUCUAACUUCCAAAUACAAGUAUCUUAAAAAUCUAUUGGGAUCAAUUUAUAUAAAGAGAUCUAAUAAGUUGCUUAGCUUGUUAAGUGUCAAAAUAAGUAAUUUUCUAAAUAUAAUUCAUCUUCAUCCUUUCUGUGUUUUGUUUUUCAGCAGAUAAUUAAUAAGCAUAAUCUCAACUGAUGAAUUUCAAACAUAACUUUUUUCAGCUAUAAUGAGGUAUCCGUAAAAAUGAAUUUUCCUAAUCUUAGCAUUCUUGAGAUUAUAAGCCUUGUAAAAUAAUCUCUUAGAGCACAUACAAGUGACACAUAGAAGGUGUGAGUUUCUAUUAUAUAACUAGUUUUUUCUUGAUUAAAAUUAUCGGAUUUUAUAAAAAUAGUAAAUUUUGAAAAUCAUGAUUAAAGUUAUUACUGUUUAAAUUUUCUUAAAUUUACAUUUUUUAACACAAGUCAACAUUUUAGAGAAUUUUUUUCAUUUUAGUGAUUUCAAAGUUAUCAUCAAAUUAAGACUGAAGAAUGGUAUCUCUCAUCUUUUCUGUUAUUAAGGUUAAUUGGUUGGUUUUAUUAGGUUUUUCAGUUUUAACAUCCAAAUCAAUUUUUUAUUUCUAUGAAAGUACUUCAGUACAUGUUUAUUAUGCUAUGUUUAUUCCUGAUUACGUAGCCAUUUUAUAUCUUUGCAUUAUCCUAGCAGCUGAGCAAUAUUAUGAAGCAACACUAUACCACAGAAUCUUUGGCAGUGUCCAGAACACUACCCAGUAGCCACAUGUGGCUAUUAAACACUUGACAUAUGGCUAGUGCAGUUGAACUCUAAAUUCUUAACUUUAUUUAAUGUUAAUCAGCUUAAAUUUAAAUAGGCACAUGUGGCUAGUGACAGCGAAAGAAACUCUAGCACUUGCUUUGGGUCUUCACAGAAACUGAACAAGAUUUAUUAUUUAAAAGCCAUUGUGUAAGAUUCACUACAUCUUUGACUAAAUAAUCAAACUUGUUUAUUCCCCCAAAUAAGAUAGUAGCUUUAGCUUAAAUAUUUAGAGAAAAAUGUGGCAAUAUUAUUCCUCAAAAUUAGUGCAGCCACUGCUUAUUUUCAUUCAUAGCAUAGAGCAACCCUUGCAUUUUUCUAAUCAGAUAGCAUCUGUUGAGAAAUUAUAUUAUAGCUGUUUUAGUUUUGGGAUCAUUUUUGACAUUGAGGAAAAUAAGCAGAAGAAAAGUAAAAAUAUAUUAUGCUUUGUGUGUUUUACAUUUUUAUGUGGUGUCUUCUCAGAGCUUCCCAACAACGGGGAAAAGCUACAGCCUAGAAUUGACAUUAUUCUCAGUUGUGAGGGGAAAAGAUUUCUUGGCAUGAGAGAAAUCUUAAAACUGAGAAGGGGCUGUGGAAAGGAUGACUUAAAGAUUUAGUUGGUAAAAGACAGAGGAUUUGGCAACUGUUUGAAUGCAGGCCCCUAGGAUAAAGAGUCGAAGAUAACUGAAUCUGAGCCAGGGGUGCUGGUAUAUGUGGUGAUUUUAUAAUCUACAGAGGAAAGUAAGGAGGAACAGCUGGUUUGAGAUAGAAGAUUUGUUUUAACCAUGUUGAUUUUAAGAUGUUAAUGUUGCAUCCAGGUGAUGUCACAAAAUACCCAAAGCCAGACUGGAGGGCAGAGAAGAGCUGGCUAGUUCUUCUCUAGAUAUAAAAGAUUCAGGAGACAGUUGGAUGGGUUGCUCAUUUUCAUAUCAUAUGCCCUUAUUUUUUUCUUCAUCUGCUCCAUUGUCUUCCCUACAAUAUAGUGACUGUAAUAAAUAUGAGUAGAAUUUUGUUUUAUGGAAAGAAUAUGGAAGCCAUAGAAGAGAACAUUGACUUGAGAGAAUCAAUAUUUGUAAGGAAGGAGAUGCAAGGAACAUCUAGGAAACAUAUAAAAGUAAAUGAUCAAAGAAGUUAGUGGGUUGUGAGAUAAAGUGAUAUGGAAGCUCAGCAAUGAGAGAAUUGCUUAGAAGGAGGUAGAUCUGAUUUGUGCAAAGAGGUAAGAAAGCUGGGGAUUACGUAGGGAGAAUCUCAGCUGUGAUCAGAAGACCGUGUUUACAUAAAAAGCAAAAAACAGUAUGGUGGUUCCUAGAACUGGGGAUAUGGAGAAAUGGGAGUUGCUGUUCAAUGGCAAUAAAAUUUCAGUUAUGCAAGAUGAAAAAGUCCUAGACCUCUCUUCUGUAAAACAUGCAUAUAGUUAACAAUACUGGGAUUGUACAUUUAAUUUAACAGGGUAAAUUUUGGGUGUUUUGUAUGUAUGUAGGUACAUAUGUAGGAAUUUAUUACCACAAAGGGAGAAAAAAGGAAGGAAAGUGAAUGUGCCCUUGAUACUUUCUGGAGACUGUAAUGUAAGCAGAAGCUGAGACAAGGAUCCUUGAUACUGGCUGAUAAUUUUUUUCUUCCUUAUUUGCCCCUAUUUGGGCAAAUUAGGUUGAUUGGUUGAGAGCAUUUCUGCAAUUACACUAAAAUGCUUGGUUCUGGGAUUGAGUAGGUGUGACCAUCAAACCAGUAACUCUGCAGAGCUAUCAUUUAACAUUUCAAAAAGGUAUAAAAAUGUCUGAAAAUGCAGUUUUAAAAAAGCAAAACCAAAUGAGUUCAGAGCAGCACUGUCCAGUAGAACUCUGCAGUGGAAGAUGGAAAUGUCUACACUGUCCUGUAGAGUUCCCAUGGCCCUAUGUGGCUACUGAGCACCUGAAAUGUGGUUAAUGUGGCUGAGAAACUGUUUUUAACUUUAAUUUUAUUUAAAUUUAGCCAUGUGUGGCUGAUGCUUACCAUGUUGGGCAAUAUAGGUCUAGAGACUUCAGAAAAGUUAGAGUAUGAAUCAAGUAGGAACUUGGUCCUUGAACAUUUGGGAUUUGAAAGGAAGAUGGGGUAAAGACAGUAUAAUUUGACCAGAACUCUAGCUUAUGGUCUUAUCUUUAAAAAAUCAAUAUUUUCAAUACAGUCCCUCCUAUUUAUUUUGUAUUUGAUCUUCCUUUAAAAGCAUACAGCGAUAGAAAAGUGGGUGGAAACAAAUUUUCAGAAUGAAAUGUGUUUAAUGUAGAAUUUAUGAACAGCUUUGAUCAUUUUUAAAAUUGUUUUUCACCUUCCUGUGAAUAUACAGAGCAGCCAACUGAGACAAUAUAGUAGUAGAGUCCUUACCAGAAAAGAUUCUCCUAAUGAAGAAGCAGAAACUGAGCUGAUCGUUUGAAAAGUGGCAACAUUGAAAAAUAUAAUUGAGGAAGAAUACGUGAUGGAUAAAAGAAUCAGAGUAUCUCAACCCUUGACAAGAGGACCAAGUGCCUUUAUUCCAGAGAAGGAAGUUGUCCAAGCAAACACAGUGGUUGAACGUACUAACUUUCUUGUGGAAGAAUACUCUACAUCUGGUCGUCUGGACAACAUCACCCAGGUCAUGAGUUUACACACUCAGUACCUGGAGUCUUUCUUGCGGAGCCAGUUUUACAUGUUGCGCAUGGAUGGUCCCCUUCCUCUACCAUACAGGCACUAUAUUGCAAUAAUGGCUGCAGCUAGACAUCAGUGUUCUUACUUAAUAAACAUGCAUGUGGAUGAAUUUUUAAAGACUGGAGGUAUUGCUGAGUGGUUGAAUGGUUUGGAGUAUGUGCCACAAAGACUGAAAAAUCUUAAUGAAAUUAAUAAGCUGCUAGCACACCGACCUUGGCUGAUCACAAAAGAGCACAUUCAGAAACUUGUCAAAACUGGAGAAAAUAAUUGGUCUUUGCCUGAACUGGUACAUGCUGUGGUCCUACUGGCACAUUAUCAUGCUUUGGCAAGCUUUGUCUUUGGUAGUGGUAUCAAUCCAGAGAGAGAUCCAGAAAUCUCCAAUGGAUUCAGGCUAAUAUCAGUCAACAAUUUCUGCGUUUGUGAUCUUGCUAAUGACAACAACAUAGAGAAUGCAUCCCUUUCAGGCAGCAACUUUGGGAUUGUUGAUUCUCUAAGUGAGCUAGAGGCCUUAAUGGAAAGGAUGAAAAGACUUCAAGAAGAAAGGGAAGAUGAAGAGGCGUCUCAGGAAGAAAUGAGCACUCGUUUUGAGAAGGAGAAGAAAGAAAGUCUUUUUGUGGUCUCUGGAGAUACUUUUCAUUCAUUUCCUUAUUCAGAGUUUGAAGAUGACAUGAUUAUAACGUCUGAUGUCUCUCGAUAUAUUGAAGACCCUGGUUUUGGGUAUGAAGACUUUGCCAGACGAGGAGAAGAGCAUUUGCCAACAUUCCGAGCUCAGGACUAUACCUGGGAAAAUCACGGGUUCUCCCUGGUGAACAGACUUUAUUCUGACAUUGGGCAUCUUCUUGAUGAAAAGUUUCGGAUGGUCUACAAUCUCACAUAUAACACUAUGGCCACCCAUGAGGAUGUUGACACAACCAUGUUGCGCAGAGCUUUAUUUAACUAUGUUCACUGUAUGUUUGGAAUCAGGUAUGAUGACUAUGAUUAUGGAGAAGUUAAUCAAUUACUUGAAAGAAGCUUGAAGGUUUACAUUAAGACAGUGACCUGCUAUCCUGAGAGAACUACAAAGCGCAUGUAUGAUAGUUACUGGCGGCAGUUCAAACACUCAGAAAAAGUUCAUGUCAAUCUACUUUUAAUGGAAGCACGAAUGCAAGCUGAACUUCUUUAUGCUCUUCGUGCCAUAACUCGGCAUUUGACCUGAAGUAUCACCCAAGGAAAACGUCAUACAUGUGUAAAGACCUUUCACAUAACAUAAACAUCAGAAGCUAUUUGUGAUAUAGCAUCAAAAAUUAUUCAGUUAUCUAGUGUCAAAGUUUAGCCGUUUGUUUUUCGUUUUUGUUUUUUGCGGCUGUAAUGUGCAAUGAUGUGUUUUAUUUUCCUUGAUGCUUAACAUUACUAACAAUUGCAAAAAUAAUACUGAGGAGCACUACUUUGCAUUGUUUAUAGUUGGAGUUUUGGAUACUGAUCAUAAAUCAAAAAUCUGGCUUAUUAAUGCUUAACUUCAGCGCUUUUGGGUUGUGUGUAUGUGUAUUUUUUUUCUCCCUCCAACCCUGCCCUUUUUUUUAACAAUAAGGACAAGCGCUUACAAUCUGCUCAAGCAAUUGUUUUACAGAUAUUGGAAUUCAGCAAAGAAUGACCUCUCUGGCCAUUCUAAAAUUUUAAUGUUGUGUCCUAAAUCUGGUGGAGGAAAAGCAUGCGCUGUUGAACCAAGCUGCUCACUGGACACCUUUGUGUCCCCAGGAGAUUAUUUGUCAGGCACUGUUUUUUUUGUUUGUUCAUUUGUUGUUGUUUUACUGCUAUUGGUGAUAACAUGAAAUGUGAUACAGCCAUUGUCCAUAAUUUAAUGUGAAAUUAAUCAUGAUGAAUUCUAUAGCAUGCUACUGAAAUGCCAAAUUCAGCUAUUUUUUUUCUCUUCUAAAACAGAAGUUUCAGUUUUCCUAUCAGAUGUAUAUAUUAAAAAUGGAAUUAUACACAAUCCUAUCACUGACAGUAAUCCUCACAGUCAUCUUAAAUAAUCAGUGCUCACAGUGCUGCUUAUAGUUCAUUUAGUUGGCACAUAUAAACCUGUACCCACACAAGACUGACCAAAAAUUUUCUUUGCACAUUUUUCCCUUCUCAUAGUUUUUUUCUAUAUUUUGUUAAGCAAAGGAAGGUUAAUAUGCCUAUUUUUUUCCUGUUAGGCUUUUAGAAAUUAUUUUCCAUGAUUUUUCUUAUAAUAGGUUAGACAGUUUAUUAUUCAAAGGUAAAAAUUGUGUUUCUAUGCAUUAAUGUGAUUGAACAAAAAAACAGAGUGCAAUAUGUUCAAAAAAUACUCAACUAAACUUUCCCCGUCAUGUCACUGCAAAAGUGUCCUUUUAAACAGAGCCAUAAAGAAAUUUUUUCAAAUUUCUUUAUUGCACAGGCUGUUUUCAGUUUUACCUUACUGGGAUUGAACCAUGUUCCUUUCAUAAUGCCAAAGCAUUCCCUUCCCUUCCCCAUAAAAAUUUCCUUGGACAAUUGGUUAAAAAAAGAUAUCAAGUCAUAGGGGAGGAAUAAGCGGCCAAAAAGUCACAUUUUUGCAUUGGUUUACGUUGCUUGAUUAGACUAUCUUCAGACAGCACAACAUUAUGUGUUUAUAGCUUUAAUUUGUAUUAUGUCAACGAACCAGUGAAGUGCCUAAAGAGAUGCUUACAACUAUCCAGUAGGACACAACUGCACUGCUUUUUAAAUACUUUUUGGUUAGUUAAGGGUGACUUGAAUUGUACACAUAACACAUACAUGCUAAUUUUUGAAAACAUAUCCAUUUUUUUUUCAUAGUAAAUAAUAUAGGUAAAAUGUUCUGUUAGAGUUCCCUAAAAGAUUUCAUUUUAGACUUGUGAUACAGGAUUUAACUUUUCUUUUGAGAAAGAAUUGUGAACUAGUAUUUCAUUAAAUCAUUUUCCUCUUCCAUUUAUCAUCCUCUUCUGGUACAAUAUAUUGGGUUGCUUUCUUUUAGAUUUUGUUCUAGAUAGGAAAACAAAGAUGACUGUAAACUUAUUAACAUAAGGUAGUUCUGCAUUUUUGGAUUCCAGGAUCCUGUCUGAAAUCUUCCAUGUGAGGAAAAAAAUCGCUAAUAUUUUUAAAGACAGGGUGAUUUAUUUAAAGAGAUUAUUCAGAGAACUUGUGCCAUCUCUCUUCUGUUUCAUUACAUAUGCCAUAUGUUUUAUUCAAUACCAUAAUAUGUAGAUCUGUAAUACAAAGAAAAUAGGAGAACUGCAAAACACAAACGGCAACGUAAACGUCCAUUUGACUUCCCUAACUUUACAACUUUCCAGUUGAGGAUGUCUUUUAUUCUUGAAUUUGUUUUUUUACUAUGUGCUUUCAGUUAAUAGCCCUACAUUUUUGUGCAGGUGAACUGUAUAACAGGAUAAAAAAUGACUUGUAUGUAUUGAAAAGAAGGAGAAAUUCUCACAGAACAUCGUAUGAGCUUUAGACCAAAAGGGGAAACAAGGUUUAAGUAACUAAAAUGGCCACUUAGUUUUUGUUUAUUUUUUUCCCUGGAAAUGUAAAUUGUUGGAGUUUAGGCUAUGAAAAUAUUAGUGCCUUUAAUAGCUCUCUUUCCUUGCAAAGUUUCUUUUUAGCUCAGCAUUGAUCUAGCUCAUCAAUAGUCAGGAAAAUAAGUUGACUUGGAACUAUAAACAAAAACAAAAAACAAUAUAUUUAUGAACCUCAGUGAACCAGCCUAGAAGAAUUGACUUCUGAAGGUGCUAAAGCACCUACUAAUACGCAGCAUGCACAGCAUUUCAGGUUGUGAAUACCAUUUUACAACGAGUUUGCUGUUAACUCUCUUUAUCCAAUGCAAACUUGAAAUCUGAUGCGGUUUUCCAGGGUGGUAUUUUUUCAGAGUAUUGAAUUUACUAUGUAGUAAUUUAUAGUAUAGCUUUUUAUAUUAAAAUGUGCUAUUUUUAAAAAGAGAUAUCUGGUUCAAUUGGUAUAAUGAUGUGAUUAUGCAAUAUGCUAAUCUCCACCUUGCGCUCACAUUGUGCCAAACUUAAAUGUGCGAGUGUACGUGAGAAAAGCACAUGUGAAUGUGAAUUCUUUAAUUCUUUGCUUAUUAUGUUAAAAUUAGUCUAAUAGUCCACUGAUGUGUAUGCUUGAAUAAUGUCUAUUUACUUGGGAAUUUCAAGAUUUCCAGCUUCAAUGAUAAUUUCUAGAUCACGUUAAGAAAUACUCUCCCAUCUGAAAAUAAUCUGUUAUUUGACCCACCUGACUAUGGGAGUAGCCAGGCAAGGUGCCUCAUUGGCAUCUUCAGAUGAGGCUUCUUCAGGUGGAUGUGUGACCAUAAGGGGAAAAGAAGCUUUUGAGACAGCUUAUUACCUCCUUCACCUUUAUGAACUAAGUACGUUGUCUCAGUCCCAGGACAAAUUUGUCCCAUUUGGGGUAUUUUUAAAAUAAAAGACGGCUAAGAUGGAAUCUGGGGCAUGGCCUUGGCCUUUAAUUAUGGUUUUAAGCCCAAAUAAUGGCAGAGGAACACAGGGCUGUUUUUACAACAGAAAACUCAAUAUAAGUUUUAUAUAAGAAUCCUAUAAAAUUUGAACCAGAGCUCCUAUUUGUUAUAAUGUCUCCUAAAGAUUUUAAAUGUGUCUGAAAGCUAAUUAUUCCAGAGCUUUUUCCUUUUCCCCCUUAUAAAGUUUUUUUCCAAAAUCUUAGAUUUCUAUGCCACAGCAAAAUAAAAUGAUCAAUAAAGAUCUGUACUUAAAACAGUUCACCAUUUUUAGUGAAGGGAGGGUGUAUGCCUAUAUGAUGGUAAGAUUCUUUUCAACUCUAAGGACAAUUCAUCAUGGAAAAAAUAAAUUUUAGUGCAUGUUAUAAAAAUGAUUUGCACUGUGUUAGCAAAAUAAACUGUUUUAGGUUGUAUUUUAAAGACAAUUCUAAAUCAUUUCUCUGGAAAGCAAGACCUUAAAUUCUUCUCUUUAAUAGGACUGCUUUUAUGCAAAGAGAUGGUCUUACAUGGAGUAAAGAAUAUAUAACAAUAAUGCUAUGUAAAUACUAUAUGACCUUUGCUUAGUCAUACAGUUCAACAGCAAACUGAAAGACAUGGAUCCUCUGUUCAGAUUGAGUUUUAAGUUACCUAAUUUAUGUAAUCAGAUCCUAUUCUAGGUGGCCGUCAACGUAAACUGUGUUUUCCUAUUAUAUCCCUCUGGAGACUGAGAAUCAAAUAAUCAUCUUUCUUCAAAGCAGUACUGUAACAUGAAUGUAUUUAUCUCAGUCAACAGAACUUCCAUGCCCACUGUAUGUGGAGCUUAAUUCAAUGCUAAUUUGGCUUAGUUAACAGACCUAGAAUAUGCCCAGGUGAGAUCUAGAACAAAAAGAGCUGGGGUGAAAUGAAUAAUAGAGGUACAGAUAUAUGUCAAGGCAGAGCCCUAUGAGGAAGGAAAAGUUUUCAAAAAAUACAAGGAACAUAGUGCUAAGAGUGUGGCUGCCCUCAGCAUCAUACACCUAGUCUAGAGAAAAUAUUUCCCACGUGGGUGCUCCUACCUGCAUUCAGUCCACCCCUUCCUGCCUGCUUCUUCUUCCUCCAAGUGCCUCAACCUCUACAUGCUCACUCCCCUCCCCUUCCCUCAGCCCAUGUUGGUCUGAACAGCUUUCACAAUCCAAACCAAACAUCACCAGCCACCUGCUGAUAGUCACCAGCAUUUACUUUUCUGAGUUCCUUUUUCUCCAUUCAUUGAAACUAUGGAUUCACCCCAACUCCUUCUAAAUCCCUCAACCAUCCAGCUAUAUUUUGGCUAACCUUUGCCCUAGACAUCCUGCCAGAUGUUAUGCAGUAUCAAGUGUAAAUUGUGUCACCCUAUUCUGUUCUACCCCUUUCCGAGCUGCCAAAAUAUCUUGCGCUCCUCUACCUCAUCCCUAAAGAGCCUAUAAAUUCAGAGUAUCCAACCUUUUCAUGGAUUCACUCACUGUUGUUCAGUAAUACAACUUCCAUAUUUUAAAUAAAUCAUAAAACAUUUUUGCCUUUAUCAAAGUAGGAAUCUUUAUAUUUAUACAUGAUACAGAAAUUGAACUAUUUCUAUUAUACAGAAUUAAGCAUUUAGCAGGAUUUUAAAGUAACUGAUUUGCCAUCCUAACUUGGAUUUUUAUUAGGUUACGAAUACUGUUAUUAGUCCAAGCCAUUUGAAUGUAAAGUCAAAAUUCUCCAGCAAUCCAGAAUGACUUGUAACCCUUCAGUGGAAUGGGAAAUUUCUGGCAUACAAAUAGGGUGGUGUUACAGACAUUUGUUUUAUUGGUGGUGUUUGGGCCUUGAAACACAUUUCUAAUAGAAGGACAUAAGGCAAAGGGUGUUUAGAUGGUCCCAUGGGAUCACAGAAGCUCAUUUGAUUUAUAAUAUAGAUAAAAUACCACAAGACUGGGUCCAUAAGGGUUUGACUAGGCUUUUGUGAGUUAGACUAACCCUCUAACCUCUGUUCCUAUCUUGUUCUUACGGGAGGAAAAAAAUGUUCUAUGGGAUGAAAAGAAAAUUCAUUGAGUUUGUAGUCUUUAUUCUCCUAGCUACACAUCAGGUAUAUACAGAAGGAAGAGGAAAUGCAAAGAGGAAGAAGAUGUAAUAGUUCUUCCUCUCCAGCUAGGUGCACUUGAGGUUGUUCAUAGAUGUAAAAUUAUAUCAGGUUUCUAACAUGGGACACUACAGAUGGUUGUCUGACCUGAUGAACCAUCCCGUUUGAAAGUAUAGAUUAUUAUUAUUUCUUGUGAUAUUUGGAUGUUCUCCAUCUCAUUCAUGAACAACUCAACCUGAUAGUAGUAUCCAAUAAAUGCCUAUAAAGGCUCAGGAUGAAUUGAUGUCCUAGUUAAGAUAUGAGACUUAAUAAUGGAGACUGGAUGAGGUGGUUUGUAUUAAAUCAUAUGCCAUGAAGUGUUCAUUUUAGCUUUAACCUAAAUAUGACUGUACCACCAUGAAGUACAGAAUGAAAAAAUAUAUAUUUAUAUAUGUAUAUGGGGGGAAACAGAGAAUGAAUAUCUGAUUCUUUUGAAUGCUUGUGGAAAUCUUUGAAAUAGUGCAGGGCAUACCACAAAAUAGCCUUUAGAAGAAAUACCCAAUUUUACAGUUUAUAGGACAUCAAACAUUAGUAAGUCUAAAUACGAAUAGAAUUUUUGUUAUGUAAAUUUUGCUAAAACAGUCUAUUUUCUUGCACCCCUCAAGUUAACCUCUUAAAAAAAAUGAAUGUAUAACUUCUACUGAAAAAAUAUCAGAGAAUCUCUCUGGUCUAUAGUGUUAAAAUAUUGUUCACAAAUCCUGAUUAGUUAAGUCCAUACAUUAUGAAACAGAAUAAACUUAAUAUACAUCUUUCUUAAAUUAAUAUCGUUGCACAUUUUCAACUGGCUCCCCAAGUCUAAUAAGGAAGGAUCAAAAGAUAGAAAAAAAGAAAUCUAGUAGUUGGGUGGCCAAGAAGUUUCCUUUGUAAUGUUGAGAGAUUUCUGCUUUCUGAAUUUCGCUGGUUCUCUAAGGUAAAAGAGUUAAAUGGUACCCUUGUUCACCAAGGAAAGUGAUCCAAACUAUGUAUCUAGUGCAGAUAUUUCCUUUGCAUUAUUUAGUCGUCUCUAGAGAGAAAAUACAGUUUUCCCCUUCCUCUUUCUCUUCACAUUUACUCUUUUCAACCCAAAAUAGGAGAUAUAGAAAGCAAACCACAGCCAGUUUGGCAUCUUCUCAGUGCUGCUAGUGUAGGCACAUAUACAUGCAGUCUGAGCAAGGUAAUAAAGAAACCCAUCAGGUCAACUUGGAACAUGGCCUUGCUACUUGGAUUAGCUCCUUUAAGCCUGAAAAUAACUUUCCUGGUCAUGGAAGAACUGGAUGUAUCUUUUAACUUAUGAAAUAGCAGUUGAACUUGAAAACUCUUUUUUAAAAAAAAAAAAUCCUGGUUUUGCAGGACAGCUACAUAAUGAAUGUAUAUAUUAAGACUUGGUAGCUGAAUUGCACAUGAAAUCAGAUUGCCAACUUCUUGACUUUCAACGUUAGACAUUUAUCCUUAAGUUGUGAGCGAUAUAUGUAGCAUGCUGUGAAACGUCUAUUAUAGUUCUUUAAUUCAUCAGUAUUAAUACAGAAUUAUCUUCUGCGUUCCUUGGUACUUUUUAUUCAAUGUAAUCAGAAGCUGUGAUGUUUUUGCCUUUGUAGUCCUGUGCUUUGUUACUGUAAUUUUUUUUUUUUUUUUUACGAAGCACGUGACUGGACUAAUGUAAGGCAGAUGACGUGAUCUUUAAGACUGCUCUAUAUAUCAGUCUCUUACUCUAUAAGGUUUUAAAUUAGAAUAAGCUUUUAUCAAAUAGAUAAUUGAUGCAAUUUAGGAUUCACACAAGUUUCAAUGUCAAAUGGCGGUCUUAUAGUUUCUAUUCUGAAAAUAGCAAACUUAAUAAACAGCCACUUUAAACUUGUUCUGGCAAACCAGAUCCUACUGUAGUUAUAGUCUAGGUAGUUAACCAUAAAAGCCUUUUCAACUCUUAAUGCCCUCCACAUGAGUCAGCAGUUAAGAAGGUUGUAGAACCCAAGAAAGCUUUUCGUAUGUAUUACUAGGUUUUGUUUUUCUUAUGUUGCUGAUUUUACAAUUCUGACUAAAGCUGAUCUAAAUGGAUCAGUUUAUCUGUAAUAUUCUAGUGCUUUAAUGCCCCCCUUUUUUUUUUUUUUUUUGGAGGGAUGGGUAAUAUUAUUUGGACAGAUGCAGAAGGAACUGUUAGUGAGUCAAGACAAACGCAUUUGAAAUAAAGGAACUGUGUAUUAACAUGUUAACAAUUCAUAACUGCACUUUUUAUGACAUUUUAAAAAUCUAUUUAUAGGUACAGAACAAUGGGUUUUGUUAAACUGUAUCACAUUUAUACUUGCAGAAAUUUAUUUCAUUGUUAUUAGUAGGAAUUUUAUUGGUUCAAUAAAAUUGGCAAAACUGAACACCAA
Cebus imitator (Panamanian white-faced capuchin) is the source of this 20155-nucleotide messenger RNA. RefSeq names its product sestrin 3 (gene SESN3). Gene Ontology annotation, molecular function: oxidoreductase activity, acting on peroxide as acceptor; L-leucine binding. Gene Ontology annotation, biological process: regulation of response to reactive oxygen species; positive regulation of macroautophagy; cellular response to L-leucine. The record is from RefSeq and is a predicted model, not a curated record. NCBI's taxonomy places the organism in Eukaryota, Metazoa, Chordata, Mammalia, Primates, Cebidae. Gene Ontology annotation, cellular component: nucleus. The transcript has 10 exons. Bases 11057 to 12460 code for a protein of 467 amino acids.